UGCUCUUUCUUGAUUGCUGCCUGGGACGAGUGGCCAAGGCCAGAUAUGCGAGUUUUGGCUAAUCUCUAAUUUUAUCAAGCUUUUCAAACGUUUGAAACCGGGAAAGAUACUUAAAACUUGUGCUGAUAGUAUUUUGGAUUGGGGCUUAUCCACAACCGAUUCUACUCUUUAGGAAUCAUCCAUUGGAAACUACCCUCACAGACCCUAGAUCUUGGCUUCACAGUUCACAAAUGCGGAGAGGUAGUUUUGGCUUGUUAUUUUAGCUGGUUGCCUCUUUUUGGUCCCGUAAUUGCUCUCUCUGCAGAGGCAGUGAAUGGAGAAUUCUCCCUAAGGUCAGCGUUUAAUUAAUUGCCUCGCUCUGCUGCUAUAGUAUUCCAGGCAUCGAUCCUACUAUUAAAAUUGCCUGGAGGUUGCCAGCACGUCGGAUUCGGUCUUGCAGGGAUUGCCCGGAGUCAUUGAGUUGAGAGGAGGGAGGCGCCUUGUGCAGUUUACUAUCUCGGUGGGCGGUGGCCCGAGGCGCGGGACCUAUCCGGUGACUAGAUUGGGCCUUGCCCCUGUCCAUCAUCGCGAGGCUCUCCGCGCCCACUGUUUUGCCCUGAGAUUUGGAAACUGAGCACCGCCUAUGGGAAAGGGGGAAGUGAGGGGCGGUGAGGGUAAACGUUGUGUGUGUUCCCCCAUUUAUUGGAUGGCUGCUGUGUCAGUCAUACUCUGCCCACUCCCGUUGGCUGGAAGGCUCCAGGCAGGUAGCGUGGACGCGGCGCUGCCCCCUCCCGAGCUGCGAUCCGGGCGCGUGACGUCUCAGACAUUUGUUGUUGGGGUUUGGGCCUCAUUAAUUAUUCAUCAGGUACUUGAAAGGGCUUCAGUGAUUGGUGGCUAGGAGGCCUGGUCGAUUGUUUCUUAGCUAGAGAUACGUGUCACUCUUUACGCGGCUGGAGAAGUUUCGCAUAAAUUAUCCAAUGAGGGGCAGGGCGGGGCAACGCAUAAAUUAGGCAAAUGCGCCGAGGAGGGAGGGGAGGCCGGCUACGAAUUAGCCUAAGUUAUUAAAGAUGGCGGCGGAGCGGAGUCGCUCCCCGAUGGACUCGCCGGUCCCGGCCUCUAUGUUCGCCCCCGAGCCCAGUUCGCCGGGGGCGGCCAGGGCCGCGGCGGCUGCCGCCCGGCUCCACGGCGGCUUCGACUCGGACUGCAGCGAGGACGGCGAGGCGCUCAACGGCGAGCCGGAGCUGGACCUCACCAGCAAGCUGGUUCUAGUGAGCCCUACAUCAGAGCAGUAUGACAGCCUACUUCGGCAGAUGUGGGAGAGGAUGGACGAGGGAUGCGGAGAGACCAUAUAUGUCAUUGGGCAGGGAUCAGAUGGGACUGAGUAUGGACUGAGUGAAGCUGACAUGGAGGCCUCCUACGCCACAGUGAAGAGCAUGGCGGAACAGAUAGAGGCUGAUGUCAUCCUCCUGCGGGAACGCCAAGAAGCGGGGGGCCGUGUGCGUGAUUACCUGGUCCGGAAACGAGUAGGAGACAAUGACUUCCUGGAGGUCAGGGUAGCAGUGGUAGGCAACGUGGAUGCCGGCAAAAGCACGCUUUUGGGGGUCCUGACCCACGGGGAGCUGGACAACGGCCGAGGCUUUGCCCGCCAGAAACUCUUCCGCCACAAACAUGAGAUUGAAUCUGGUCGCACCAGCAGCGUGGGCAACGACAUCCUGGGCUUUGACAGUGAAGGCAAUGUGGUAAAUAAGCCAGACAGCCAUGGUGGCAGCCUGGAAUGGACAAAGAUUUGUGAGAAAUCCACCAAGGUCAUUACCUUCAUCGACUUGGCUGGCCAUGAGAAGUACCUGAAGACCACUGUCUUUGGCAUGACAGGUCAUUUGCCGGACUUCUGCAUGCUCAUGGUGGGGAGCAAUGCUGGCAUCGUGGGGAUGACCAAGGAACAUCUGGGCCUGGCAUUGGCACUCAAUGUGCCUGUCUUUGUGGUGGUCACCAAGAUUGACAUGUGUCCUGCCAACAUCCUACAAGAAACCCUGAAGCUGUUACAGCGCCUGCUGAAGUCGCCAGGCUGCCGGAAGAUCCCUGUGUUGGUACAGAGCAAGGACGAUGUGAUUGUUACGGCCUCCAACUUCAGCUCUGAGAGGAUGUGCCCGAUAUUCCAGAUCUCCAACGUCACAGGUGAGAACCUAGAUCUGCUGAAGAUGUUCCUCAACCUCCUCUCCCCCCGCACCAGCUACCGAGAGGAAGAGCCCGCUGAGUUUCAGAUUGACGACACUUACUCUGUCCCAGGUGUGGGGACAGUCGUGUCGGGGACAACACUGAGAGGCCUGAUCAAGCUGAAUGACACACUGCUGCUGGGCCCAGAUCCCCUGGGUAACUUCCUGUCCAUUGCUGUCAAAUCAAUCCACCGCAAGCGCAUGCCUGUCAAGGAGGUGCGGGGGGGCCAGACGGCCUCCUUUGCGCUGAAGAAGAUCAAGCGCUCGUCCAUCCGCAAGGGCAUGGUGAUGGUUUCCCCACGCUUGAAUCCCCAAGCAUCCUGGGAGUUUGAGGCCGAGAUCCUUGUCCUCCACCACCCCACCACGAUCAGUCCACGCUACCAGGCCAUGGUUCACUGCGGGAGCAUCCGGCAGACGGCCACCAUUCUGAGCAUGGACAAGGACUGUCUGCGCACCGGGGACAAGGCCACCGUGCACUUCCGCUUCAUCAAGACCCCUGAGUACCUGCACAUAGACCAGCGGCUGGUGUUUCGGGAAGGCCGCACCAAGGCCGUGGGCACCAUCACCAAGCUCCUCCAGACCACCAACAACUCCCCGAUGAAUUCGAAGCCCCAGCAGAUUAAAAUGCAGUCAACAAAAAAGGGCCCCCUGGCCAAGCGAGAAGAGGGAGGCCCGUCUGGAGGGCCAGCAGUAGGGGCACCCCCGCCUGGAGAUGAAGCUUGCUCUCUAGGGACGGUGCAGCCGGCUUUGUCCAGCGGUCUCCAGGCACAGCCCAAGCCCAGCAGCGGGGGCCGGCGACGGGGGGGCCAGCGUCACAAAGUGAAGUCCCAGGGGGCCUGCGUGACUCCUGCCAGCGGCUGCUGAAUCUCCCCUGGCCCACCCCCACCACCCAAGGGAUCCUUGUACUCUGGCCACUGUGCCACCAGAUGGGCCAGAGCAGCUCUGACCACCACCCGUCCUCCCCCAGGCCACAGCUGGAGCCUCACCAUGCUCCCCCCACCCCCAUUUUCCAGGGGGGUUGUAAUUUAUAAGCUGAGGAAGGUGGCCAGACUUCCGGAGGACUGACCAUCAUCUACCUUCUUCCCUGCCUUCUUCCUUACUCACAUUUUUUGUAUAUCUGGGCCCUUAGUUUUUAUUCUUU
Molecule: messenger RNA, 3333 nt
Organism: Lynx canadensis (Canada lynx)
Lineage: Eukaryota; Metazoa; Chordata; Mammalia; Carnivora; Felidae
Gene: GTPBP1
Product: GTP binding protein 1
Exons: 12
Coding region: 1047-3056 (669 amino acids)
Biological process (GO): translational elongation
Molecular function (GO): GTP binding; translation elongation factor activity; GTPase activity
Source: RefSeq, a predicted model, not a curated record